This is a messenger RNA of Poecilia latipinna (sailfin molly), 1256 nucleotides long. Its product is annotated as hexokinase-2-like. Lineage: Eukaryota; Metazoa; Chordata; Actinopteri; Cyprinodontiformes; Poeciliidae. The record is from RefSeq and is a predicted model, not a curated record. The coding region runs from base 24 to 842 and encodes 272 amino acids. Gene Ontology annotation, molecular function: ATP binding; D-glucose binding; glucokinase activity. Gene Ontology annotation, cellular component: mitochondrion; cytosol. Gene Ontology annotation, biological process: intracellular glucose homeostasis; carbohydrate phosphorylation; glucose metabolic process. The transcript is spliced from 6 exons.
UCUGAUAGUUUGUUUGUAUCUCUAUGCAGGUAAUGAAAUAUUUGGAGCCUUUCCUUCUUUCCCUGGAGAAGCUGAAUGAAGUUUCUGCUCGACUCCGGAAAGACAUGAUCCGAGGUCUGGAGAAACACGCGCAUCACAGAGCGGCCGUCAAGAUGUUGCCCACCUUCGUAAGGGCAACACCGGACGGGACUGAGAAAGGAGACUUCCUGGCACUAGAUUUGGGUGGAACAAAUUUUCGGGUGCUUCACGUCAGAGUGAUGGAGGAGCAGAAAAUGCUGAAGAUGGACAGUCAGAUCUGUGCCAUCCCUCAAGAAAUCAUGUUGGGAACUGGAGAACAGCUGUUUGAUCACAUCGCAGCCUGUCUUAGUGAGUUCCUCGACUCUCAGAACCUGAAAGGACAGACUCUUCCACUGGGUUUCACCUUCUCUUUUCCCUGUGAACAGAAAGAAAUCGACAAGAGCAUCCUGAUCCGCUGGACUAAAGGCUUCAACUGCUCCGGGGUGGAAGGAGAGGAUGUGGUGAAGCUACUGAAAGAGGCCAUCCAUAGGAGAGGGGACUAUGACAUCAGUUCAGUUGCCAUGGUGAACGACACAGUGGGUACGAUGAUGAGUUGCGGAUACCGGGAUCAGACCUGCGAGAUUGGGAUGAUCAUUGGAACGGGAACCAAUGCCUGCUACAUGGAGGAGAUGAAGAAUGUGAAGCGUGUGGAGGGAGAGGACGGAAGGAUGUGCAUCAACACAGAGUGGGGCGGGUUCGGAGAUGACGGUUCCCUUGAAGACAUCCUGACGGAGUUUGACAAGGUGGUGGACAGGACUUCAAUCAACCCCGGAGUCCACACGUAGGUUUUAGCUAUUAUAUUUCAGUCGUAAGGUAAGGUAAUUUUAUUUAUAUAGCAUAUUUUCAGCAACAAGGCAAUUCAAAGUAUAAUUUUUUUUUUCCCUAGUGACAGUCCUUUUUUUCUUCACCUUCUUACAAAAUAGCUGUAAACAUGUGGAAAGCUUAUUGAACACUGAGGUUUGAGUAGUAAAAAAAGAUUUUUUCUUUUGCUCUUCUCAAAAAUGUCCCAAUGCAUUUCUCAUGUAACACCAAGGCAGCAUGUUUAGUAGCUGGGAGGAGAUUCUAAAGAUGCACAGAAACAGUUUUAUUUUUCACUGUUCAUUAUCAGCAAAAGAGAGACUUGGUCCUAUCAAAGAGGAGCUGCCAGAAAUCUUGGGCCCCCUGACAAAAAAUUUGUUUGGGCCCCCCUGCGCAGCUGC